CCUCGUCACCUCUGACGAUCUCUCCUCUCUGUUUGGCUUCUUUAUUUUUGUUUUUCUUUCUCUCUCUAACAAGAGAUAACAAGCUGCUGUUUGGUUAUAUUUUCUCGGAUUUCUCCUUCACCGAGAAAAUCUUUACUCCCUUUGUCCCUCGUUUGUUAUGAUCUUUGUUAUACAGGAUCUUUAAGUAGGUAGCUGUGGAUUAUGAAUUUUAGUGAGUGAAGAACGAUAGUGGUGGAGAAGUGAAAUAGCAAACCAGCAAAAAAAAUGGCCUUUGAGCCCUUGGUUUGGUAUUGCAGGCCAGUGCCAAAUGGGCUGUGGACAAGGGCAGUGGAAAAUGCAUUUGGUGCAUAUACACCUUGUGCCACUGACACUUUAGUUGUGGGCAUUUCUCAUUUGGUUCUCAUUGCUCUCUGCUUCUAUAGAAUUUGGCUUAUUAUGAAAGAUUAUAAAGUUCAGAGGUUUUGUUUGAAGUCUAAAUGGUACAAUUACAUGUUGGGGUUACUUGCUGUUUAUGCUACUGCUGAGCCUUUGUUCAGAUUGAUCAUGGGAAUUUCACUUCUUAAUAUUGAUGGACAGAUGAGUCUUGCUCCAUAUGAGAUUGUUUCCUUGAUUAUUGAGGCCCUUGCUUGGUGUUUUAUGCUUGUCAUGAUUGGAGUGGAAACCAAAGUCUAUAUCCGAGAGUUCCGAUGGUUUGUUAGAUUUGGUGUCAUUUAUACUUUAGUGGGGGACGCAGUGAUGUUCAAUCUUAUUCUUUCAGUGAAAGAGCUGUAUAAUAGUUCUGUACUGUAUCUAUACAUUAGCGAGGUCUUGGUGCAGGUUUUGUUUGGAAUACUUCUGCUUGUGUACGUUCCUGACUUGGAUCCCUAUCCUGGUUACACUCCCAUAAGGGUUGAAUCUGUUGAUGAUGCUGAAUAUCAAGAACUUCCUGGAGGAGAGAUUGUAUGUCCGGAGCAGCAUGUCAGCGUAUUUUCCAGAACAAUUUUUGCAUGGAUGAAUCCCAUAAUGCAGCUAGGCUACAAAAGGCCUCUCACUGAGAAGGAUGUCUGGAAAUUAGAUAUAUGGGAUCGGACUGAAACACUGAACAACAAGUUCCAGAAAUGUUGGGCUGAGGAAUCGCGAAGACCUAAACCAUGGCUUUUAAGAGCAUUGAAUAGUAGCCUUGGGGGAAGGUUUUGGUGGGGAGGCUUUUGGAAGAUUGGCAACGAUGCUUCCCAAUUUGUGGGGCCACUUUUACUGAAUCAACUCUUGAAGUCUAUGCAAGAAGGCGAUCCAGCUUGGAUAGGAUACAUCUAUGCUUUCUCAAUUUUUGUUGGCGUGGUAUUUGGCGUGCUAUGUGAAGCUCAGUAUUUUCAGAAUGUCAUGCGUGUUGGUUACCGGCUGAGAUCAACUUUGAUUGCUGCUGUCUUUCGAAAGUCUCUGAGGCUAACCCAUGAGAGUCGGCAAAAGUUUGCAUCUGGAAAAAUUACCAACUUGAUGACCACUGAUGCUGAAGCACUUCAGCAAAUAUGCCAAUCACUUCACACUUUGUGGUCAGCUCCAUUUCGUAUAGUCAUUGCAAUGAUUCUGCUUUUUCAGCAGUUGGGUGUUGCUUCGCUUCUUGGUGCACUAAUGCUAGUGCUCCUGUUUCCGAUACAGACUUUUGUUAUAAGCAGAAUGCAGAAACUGUCUAAGGAGGGGUUACAGCGCACAGACAAGAGAAUUGGCCUCAUGAAUGAAAUUUUGGCUGCAAUGGAUACUGUAAAAUGUUAUGCAUGGGAGAAUAGUUUCCAGGGGAAAGUUCAAAAUGUUCGGGAUGAUGAAUUAUCAUGGUUCAGAAAAGCAUCAUUACUGGGAGCGUGUAAUGGUUUCAUUCUGAACAGCAUUCCCGUAGUGGUGACUGUAAUUUCAUUUGGUAUGUUCACUUUGCUUGGGGGAGAUCUAACACCUGCAAGGGCAUUUACAUCGCUUUCUCUAUUUGCUGUGCUUCGCUUUCCCCUGUUCAUGCUUCCUAAUAUAAUUACCCAGGCUGUAAAUGCAAAUGUAUCCUUAAAGCGUUUGGAGGAGCUACUUCUAGCCGAAGAGAGAAUCCUUCUACCAAACCCUCCCCUUGAUCCAGUACAACCAGCCAUCUCAAUAAAAAAUGGAUACUUUUCAUGGGAUUCAAAGGCAGAGAUGCCCACAUUAUCAAACAUCAAUGUGGAUAUACCUACUGGCAGCCUAGUUGCAAUUGUUGGUAGUACUGGAGAGGGAAAGACAUCGCUUAUUUCAGCAAUGCUAGGGGAGCUUCCAGCAAUGUCAGAUACAACAAGUGCUGUUAUUAGGGGGACAGUUGCUUAUGUUCCACAAGUUUCAUGGAUUUUUAAUGCAACUGUACGGGACAAUAUACUAUUUGGGUCUACCUUUGAUUCAACAAGAUAUGAAAAGGCAAUUGAUGUGACUUCCUUGCAGCAUGACCUUGAGUUAUUGCCUGGUGGUGAUCUCACCGAGAUUGGUGAAAGAGGGGUGAAUAUUAGUGGUGGGCAAAAACAAAGAGUUUCCAUGGCUAGGGCGGUGUAUUCCAAUUCAGAUGUGUACAUUUUCGAUGAUCCCUUGAGUGCUCUAGAUGCUCAUGUAGCUCGUCAGGUUUUUGAUAAAUGCAUAAAAGGAGAAUUAGGCAGGAAAACAAGAGUUCUUGUCACAAACCAGCUCCAUUUUCUUUCACAAGUUGAUAGAAUUAUCCUGGUCCAUGAGGGUAUGGUGAAAGAGGAGGGAACCUUUGAAGAGCUCUCAAAUAAUGGCAUGAUGUUCCAAAAGCUAAUGGAAAAUGCAGGAAAAAUGGAAGAGUAUGUGGAAGAAAAGGAAAAUGGUGAAACUGAAGAUCAGAAAACCUCUUCAAAACCUGUUGCUAAUGGGGUAGCGAAUGACUUCUCUAAGAAUGUGAAUGAGACAAAAAACCGGAAAGAAGGAAAAUCUGUUCUUAUCAAGAAGGAAGAACGAGAAACAGGUGUUGUCAGCUGGAGAGUUUUAAUGAGGUACAAGAAUGCAUUAGGAGGUGCAUGGGUGGUGAUGAUACUCUUCAUGUGCUAUAUCCUGACAGAAGUUUUACGAGUUUCAAGUAGUACUUGGUUGAGUAAUUGGACAGAUCGAGGAACUACAAAGAGUCACGGACCUCUUUACUACAAUCUUGUCUACUCUAUUUUAUCAGUUGGUCAGGUUAUGGUGACAUUAUUAAAUUCAUAUUGGUUAAUCAUAUCAAGUCUUUAUGCUGCCAGAAGGUUGCAUGAUGCUAUGCUUAAUUCCAUAUUGAGAGCUCCAAUGGUUUUCUUUCACACCAAUCCACUUGGACGUAUUAUCAAUAGGUUUGCAAAGGAUCUUGGGGACAUUGAUCGGAGUGUUGCCAUAUUUGUGAAUAUGUUUCUCGGUCAAGUGUCCCAGCUCCUUUCUACAUUCAUCCUCAUUGGAAUUGUCAGCACCAUGUCUUUGUGGUCCAUAAUGCCUCUUUUGGUUUUGUUUUAUGGGGCUUAUCUUUAUUAUCAGAGCACAGCUCGUGAAGUAAAGCGCAUGGAUUCAAUAAGUAGAUCACCUGUUUAUGCACAAUUUGGAGAAGCUCUGAAUGGUCUGUCCACUAUCCGCGCAUAUAAAGCUUAUGAUCGGAUGGCUGACAUCAACGGUAGAUCUAUGGACAAUAACAUCAGAUUCACCCUUGUAAACAUGAGUGCCAAUCGAUGGCUUGCAAUCCGGCUGGAAACAUUGGGCGGCAUUAUGAUUUGGCUUACAGCAACCUUUGCAGUGAUGCAGAAUGGAAGGGCAGAGAAUCAGCAGGCAUUUGCAUCUACAAUGGGUCUACUUCUCAGUUAUGCUUUAAAUAUUACAGGCUUACUGACCGGAGUACUCAGACUUGCAAGUUUGGCAGAGAAUAGUUUAAAUGCUGUGGAACGGGUUGGCACAUACAUAGAUUUGCCAUCAGAAGCCCCUCCUGUUAUUGAGGGAAAUCGCCCCCCUCCUGGAUGGCCUUCAUCAGGAUCAAUCAAGUUUGAGGAUGUUGUUUUGCGUUACAGGCCUGAACUUCCACCAGUCCUACAUGGAUUGUCUUUUACAGUUUCUCCAAGUGACAAGGUCGGAAUAGUCGGAAGGACUGGGGCAGGAAAAUCUAGCAUGCUUAAUGCUUUAUUCCGAAUUGUGGAAUUGGAAAGAGGAAGGAUCUUGAUUGAUGGUUAUGAUAUUGCAAAAUUUGGAUUGAUGGAUCUACGCAAAGUACUUGGUAUUAUACCACAAUCACCGGUUCUCUUCUCAGGAACUGUGAGGUUUAAUCUUGAUCCUUUCAAUGAACACAAUGAUGCUGAUCUUUGGGAGGCUUUGGAGAGGGCACACUUGAAGGAUGUUAUCAGAAGGAACUCUUUAGGUCUGAAUGCUGAGGUAUCGGAAGCUGGGGAGAAUUUCAGUGUUGGACAGAGACAAUUGUUAAGUCUUGCUCGAGCAUUGUUACGGAGAUCAAAGAUACUUGUUCUUGAUGAAGCUACUGCUGCUGUUGACGUAAGAACUGAUGCUCUUAUUCAGAAAACUAUUCGGGAAGAAUUCAGAUCCUGUACAAUGCUAAUCAUAGCCCACCGACUUAAUACCAUCAUAGAUUGUGACCGGAUCCUUCUACUUGAUUCUGGCGAGGUUCUGGAAUAUGAUACACCAGAGGAACUGUUGUCAAAUGAAGGUAGUGCUUUCUCUAAGAUGGUUCAAAGUACAGGGGCUGCAAAUGCUCAGUACUUGCGCGGUUUAGUACUUGGAGGAGAAGGAGAGAGUAGGUUUGGAAGAGAAGAGAACAAACGGUUAGAUGGACAGAGGAAAUGGAUGGCUUCUUCUCGUUGGGCUGCCGCUGCCCAGUUUGCCCUUGCUGUUAGCCUCACUUCAUCGCAUAAUGACCUUCAGCGACUGGAAAUUGACGAUGAAAACUCUAUCCUCAAGAAAACAAAGGAUGCAGUGAUAACUCUUCAGGGAGUGUUGGAAGGGAAGCAUGACAAAGUAAUUGAAGAAUCAUUAAAUCAACAUCAAAUUUCAAAAGAUGGCUGGUGGUCAGCUUUAUACAAGAUGGUUGAAGGUCUUGCCAUGAUGAGCAGAUUGGGUCGAAACAGACUUCACCAAUCAGAUUAUGGCUUCGAUGACAGAUCAAUCAACUGGGACAAUGUCGAAAUGUAGGCAUCCGUGUUUCUUUUGAUUUCAGAAGGGGGAUUUUAAACUUUGUUUAUGAUCUUACUCGACCGAACCAAUUUAUCAAUCUCCUGAUAUUUUUGUAUGUAGUCUCUGGAAUUUUGUUCAUUUGUAUGUUGUUUCAGGACAUUCCUUUUUUGCACAUUUGAAUUUUGGUAUACCCUUAAUUGGGUUCCUUAAGUAUAACUAUACAUGUUAACAAAAAUAGGAUAUUCAGAAUGCCUCAAUAAUUUGUUAAAGCUCUUACUCCUACAUUAAUGUUGCCCAAAAUGCUCUGGCAGUGAAUUGUAAUGUUCACCUUUA
This is a messenger RNA of Ricinus communis (castor bean), 5460 nucleotides long. RefSeq names its product ABC transporter C family member 2. The record is from RefSeq and is a predicted model, not a curated record. The coding region runs from base 265 to 5145 and encodes 1626 amino acids. Gene Ontology annotation, biological process: transmembrane transport. Gene Ontology annotation, molecular function: ATP binding; ABC-type transporter activity; ATP hydrolysis activity. The transcript is spliced from 28 exons. Gene Ontology annotation, cellular component: membrane. Lineage: Eukaryota; Viridiplantae; Streptophyta; Magnoliopsida; Malpighiales; Euphorbiaceae.